AUGGGCGAACAAUUGGCCGAAACAAAAAGGGCGGUACACAGGGCGGUCAGCCGGACGUUCGAUGGCAGUUUUGGUGUGAUCUGCGCCGAAUGCGCUUUCUCCUACAUUGUACAUACUCAUGAAUACUGUGUUCAUACCAAGAAUGAUAUCACAUGUCUCGUCUAUAAGGAUGGUUGA
Haemonchus placei is the source of this 177-nucleotide messenger RNA. The record is from the annotation of a GenBank genome assembly. Lineage: Eukaryota; Metazoa; Nematoda; Chromadorea; Rhabditida; Trichostrongylidae.